AUGUCUUCUUCUUCAAAUUCCAACACAAACACCCUUUUCAUUAUGUUUUACUCUCUACUUUUCUUUUGUUUUUCCGGCAAUGCGGACACCGGAACCACCACAUUUGACUUCCAAACACUUACUCUCACAAGCUUGAAGUCCCUCGGCGACGCUCACUUGUUCAACAACAGUGUCAGACUCACCCGAGAUCUCCCCGUCCCUAACUCUGGCACCGACAGGGUUUUGUACAAUAAGCCCGUUAGAUUCCGGCGACCUGGGAGCCCUAAUCCGGCGAGUUUCUCAACAUAUUUUUCAUUCUCGAUUGUUAAUUUGAAUCCGGGUUCGAUUGGAGGUGCUUUGGCUUUUGUCAUAUCGCCGAACGAUGAAGAUGUCGGUGACGCUGGUGCGUAUUUGGGUAUUCCUACCGGCGCUGUUGCUGUUGAGUUUGAUACUCUAAUGGACGCCGAGUUCAAAGAUGUUAAUGGGAAUCAUGUGGGUUUGUAUAUUGACUCCAUGGUUUCUUCCCAAGUUGCCGAUUUGGACUCCAUUGAAGUCAAUUUACGAAGUGACACUCAAGUCAAUUCGUGGAUAGAUUAUUCAAGUUCAACUCAGAAACUCAACAUCUCUAUUUCGUAUUCCAACACAAAACCCAAAUCACCUCUCUUAUCAAUCACCACCAAUAUCAAUCGAUACGUAAAUGAGUUUAUGUUUGUCGGAUUUUCCGGGUCAACUCAGGGAAGCACAGAAGUCCACUUGAUUGAAUGGUGGAGUUUCACCUCUUCUUUCGAUGAUCAAGAUACAAUUACAAAACCCAGUCCAAAUCCACCACCAACCACCACCUUCAUGAACCCCACUGCUAACCCUGUUAACUCACCGCCGCCGGUGGGGGUCACCGGUGGGUGGUUGAGGGUGGUAGUCCUUGGUUGUCCUUGUUUCUUUCUUCGAUUUGUGCAGUAG
This is a messenger RNA of Lactuca sativa (garden lettuce), 936 nucleotides long. Its product is annotated as L-type lectin-domain containing receptor kinase VIII.1. Gene Ontology annotation, molecular function: carbohydrate binding. Lineage: Eukaryota; Viridiplantae; Streptophyta; Magnoliopsida; Asterales; Asteraceae. The record is from RefSeq and is a predicted model, not a curated record.